CCCCCAACAAGCCGCUCCCCCUGCGCGGGGUCGGGGGCGUGUGACGGGAUCCGGCUCCAGCCCCGCGUCGCCUUCGCCGUAGGAACAGCGGCAAAACUGGAUUUUUAUUUUUAUUUUUUAAUUCUGCAAGAGUGGUGUUAUUAGUUAAGAUGUCCUACUUAAUCAAUGGAGUUCAACGUUGCUGUCCUGUGAAUCAGAUGCACAAAGUAACAGGAGCUGUGUUUAAAGCACGCCUAGUAAGGAACACAUGGGGCAUCAAGGAGCAACAAUUAAAAAUCUCACGUGCAUUGUCUCAGCUUAGUUCUGAAAAGACAAACUCUUAUGAUUAUGUCAUUGUUGGAGCUGGAUCAGCAGGGUGUGUAUUAGCCAACAGGCUGACUGAAGACCCUCACAAUACCGUACUGCUUUUGGAAGCAGGCCCUAAGGAUACUCUUUUAGGUAGUAAAAGACUACUGUGGAAGAUUCAUAUGCCUGCUGCAUUAACUUAUAACCUCUGUGAUGAGAAAUAUAACUGGUAUUAUCACACAACUUCACAAAAGCAUAUGGAUAACAGAAUUAUGUACUGGCCCCGAGGAAGAGUGUGGGGUGGUUCCUCUUCUCUCAAUGCUAUGGUAUAUAUUCGUGGGCAUGCAGAAGAUUAUAAUCGAUGGAGCAGAGAAGGGGCUAUAGGAUGGGACUAUGAUCAUUGCUUGCCUUAUUUUAAGAAGGCACAAACACAUGAACUGGGAUCAGAUCAGUAUAGGGGUGGAAAAGGACCUCUUUAUGUGUCAAGGGGGAAAACAAACCAUCCUCUUCAUCAAGCAUUCCUGGAUGCAGCUCAGCAAGCUGGGUAUCCCUUCACAGAUGAUAUGAAUGGUUAUCAACAAGAAGGAUUUGGCUGGAUGGACAUGACUAUACACCAAGGUAAAAGAUGGAGCACAGCUUCUGCUUACCUUCGUCCAGCCAUAUCACGCCCUAAUCUGUCAGUUACUGAGAGGACACUUGUAACAAAAAUCUUGUUUCAAGGAACAAAAUCCAUUGGUGUCGAGUAUGUGAAAAACGGACAAAGGGAAAAGGCUUUUGCCACUAAAGAAGUUAUUUUAAGUGGAGGUGCCAUAAAUUCUCCGCAGCUCCUUAUGUUGUCUGGGAUUGGCAAUGCAGACGAUUUAAAAAAACUGGGGAUCCCUGUUGUAUGCCACCUUCCUGGAGUUGGCCAGAACCUUCAAGAUCAUCUAGAAGUGUAUGUCCAGCAGAAGUGCACCAAACCUAUUACUCUAUACAGUGCACAAAAGCCAGUUAACAUGGUGAGGAUUGGUCUGGAAUGGCUUUGGAAGUCUACAGGUGAGGGAGCCACUGCCCACUUAGAGUCUGGUGGGUUUAUCCGAAGUCAGCCAGGAGUUCCUCACCCUGACAUUCAGUUCCACUUUCUCCCUUCUCAGGUGAUUGAUCAUGGUCGGGUUGCUUCCACAAUGGAAGCUUACCAGGUUCACGUAGGACCCAUGAGGAGCACAAGUGUGGGCUGGCUAAAGCUGAAGAGUGCAGACCCAACGGACCAUCCCAUCAUUGAGCCUAACUACAUGUCAGCAGAGAGAGAUAUUUGGGAAUUCCGCCAGUGUAUCAAGCUGACCAGAGAGAUCUUUGCUCAGAAAGCUUUUGAAAACUUUCGUGGACCUGAAAUUCAACCAGGAAACCAUGUUCAGUCUGACAAAGAAAUAGAUGCCUUCAUAAGACACAAGAGUGAUACUGCUUAUCAUCCUUCUUGCACUUGUAAAAUGGGUCAGCCUUCAGACAGCACUGCUGUAGUUGAUCCCCAAACAAAAGUAAUUGGUGUUGAAAAUUUGAGAGUAGUAGAUGCCUCAAUAAUGCCCAGUAUAGUCAGUGGGAAUUUGAAUGCCCCUACUAUUAUGAUAGCAGAGAAAGCUGCAGAUAUAAUUAAGGGGCUCCCAUCACUUCAGGAAAAAAAUGUUCCUGUAUAUAAGCCCAGGACCUUGGAAACACAGCGAUAAACACCUUUCACAUUUUUACCACUUUUUCAUCUCUUUAUAUCUUACAUUGGAAGGGCCAACAAAAACAAAUGCCAUAGAAAAUAACACAUCAUAGUAAGGCAGCUAUUAAUUUGGUCCAUUCUGAUAUAUGAUUAGAUAAUUUUUUUUUUUUUUUAUUUUUUUUUUUUUUAGUAUCAGUUGGCUCAAGCUGUUUAUUUUAGUUAGACAGGAAGAGAUCAAUGUGUGUUACUUAGAAAGUCCUUAUGGUAUGUCUCAUUAUUUAAAGUAAGAAUUUUAACUGUUAUGAGAUUACUACCCAGGAUUACAGCUACUCAGUAAUUCCCACAUUCUGCAAAGUAAAUGCAAGCAUUUAUGUACUUACAGGCCAAAGUAGUAAGUAAAAGAAUUCAUAGAAGAGACACUUAACAUGUCCAGAAUUUGACAGACAUGUGUUUUUUAUGGAAAGAAUGCAUAACUUACAGAUACUUACUAGAAGGUGGAUUUUGCAAUACUUAGUGCCCUUAACUUUGAAAAAAAGACCUAAAAUACAUUUAUCAAAAAUUUUUUUUUCCUAAUAAAUGCAGAACUAGAACUGAUAUUUAUAAAAGCAUGUUGGAAAGCUGGACUUUCCCCUUGCUUUUUUUUUUAAUUAUCAUUUUUUCCAAGAAACACAGUAGAAUUUGCAAUUUAAGCUCAUUUAGUUGUGCUGCUUUACCUUGUACCACAUUAAGGGAUCCACAAUCCCAAUAAUUUCCAUAAAGCCACUGAUCUUUGCUCAAAGAUGAGUGCAUGUAAAUAUACUCAGUAGUGACCAACUAUCAAUCAAAAUCCAUUAAAAAUAUUUAUAGCUGAGGUAGCUUUAAAAUGGAAGUUCCCUUGAAAUAACUAUAUUAAAUAAGAUAUCAGUGAUAUGAGGGGAGAUCAUUUUGAAUUCAAAGGCAAACAACUUACUCAGCAAACCAAUGCUGUACUUCAGUUAGGACUUAAAUCUUUGCUUACUAUCUUCAGAUAAAUCAAGCAAACACAUGAUCUUCAUGGCUGUUUCUGUGUGUUUCUAACUUACUGGUGCUGAACUGAAAAACAAACAAAGGAAUGAAAAUAAUACACCUAAAGAAACAAAAUUCAUUAACUAGAACUAAAUUCAUCCAAUUGUAUGGAUUUGUUAAGUAUUCCAAACUAGCUUCGGACUAAGAAGCUGUUGAAUUAUAAAGCAAAACCUGAUACAACACGAGCACCUUAUUACAGUAUUCUCACUUCUAGUCUAUAUUGUUCUGUCAUCCAACCUCCAAAAAAAGGACAGUGUUCAAAUAUGAGUAUAUUUUGUAUGUGCAAUUUUUAAGUGAAUAUAACUUUGCUUAGCUGUAUUUAACUCCUUGCUAACAGACAACUAUAAUGCUUUCAGUCAGUAUGUUUGUAUGUAAACAAAUCUGGGAAAUCAUGAUAAAUGCGUUAAUUGCUGAGAUCACUUUCAUUUCUUUUAAUGGAAUGAUGGCUACGUCUCUGUGAUUUAUUCUACUUUGCUCCUGUAAGCUGAGAUGGGUAACAAAAUGACUAGAGUGCGCAACCCACCCAAGUGACAGAAAGGCACAACAGAUUUACUUUUCACUUCUUAAGCGGUGCUAAGUCAGAUUUGCCUGGUUGCUCCCAUAGAUCUACACCUCUGGGAACAUUAAUCCCCUGCAGUGAACAGCAGGAAUACAGCCCUUGUUCAUACAAAUACUCUAAUCACUUCUCCUUUCUGGUUAACAGCAAUUAUCCAUGAAGAGCUUGCACACUAUAGAGCCAUAGAUUAGUUAUCAAAUUCUAUGUGUUCCUUACCAUUCUCCAAAUGGUGCAAACAGAAUUUCACUUUUGGAGCUUCCUGGUGAAAAACUGUGAGUAAAAGGAGUCCCAGUUAUAAUAAAAUUAUUACACAGUUUUAUUUUGAAGAACAUUUUGCAUUUGUUUUAAUACAAAAUGAUUUAGGUCAAGAAAGAAUUUACAAACCUUUAAGUUCUUAUCCUGGCAUUUGAAAUAAGAAUGAUUUCAGAGGAAGUCUGUAUGCUAUUCAUAGGAAAUCGUCAUUAUGUACAAAAUGUUUAUUGACAUGUUUUAAACAUCACAUUUGUAAAAAUGUGAACUGGAUUGCUAUCUAGCAUAUGAACUACAGGUAAAACCUGAUAAUGCAACUUGUUAGAACAAGUCAUUGUUAUCCAGUGCUAACAAAAUAGAUCGUAGCUUUCAGUAUUUUUUGUUUUUCCUCCAAGGUCGUAUUAGCCUCAAAGUCAUUUCAGGGUUUUACUGCAUUGUGAACAAUAUCUCAGCCCUCUUUUGAUUGCAUAAAAAUAAAUCUCUGAAACAGUACACAUGAAACACAAAGGUAGAGGCAAUGAAGUCGUAUACUUUGUAGAUCUUUUUUUUUUCUUUCUUUUUU
Coturnix japonica (Japanese quail) is the source of this 4377-nucleotide messenger RNA. RefSeq names its product choline dehydrogenase (gene CHDH). Gene Ontology annotation, cellular component: mitochondrial inner membrane. The record is from RefSeq and is a predicted model, not a curated record. Gene Ontology annotation, molecular function: choline dehydrogenase activity; flavin adenine dinucleotide binding. Lineage: Eukaryota; Metazoa; Chordata; Aves; Galliformes; Phasianidae.